AUGUUGUCAUUAAAUGCAACAUGGAAUGCAAAUGGUACCACUAUUGCCAAUAGUACUUUGAUCGGAUCAUAUCUUUUUGAUAUUUUUAUCGACAAUCGUAAUUUAAUUUAUGUUCCUAAUCAAGAUGCAAAUCAAAUUAUUCUUUUGAUCGAAGGAAAUUUAAUAUCAAGAAAAAAUCUUUCUAUUAAUUUAACAAAUUCAUCAACUAUAUUUGUUAAGCCAUUCGAUGAGAUUUAUAUAGAUACAUAUUAUACAAUUGGUGGUAUUAAUCGAAUAACAUUGAAUUCAACAAUUUCAAUACCAAAAAUAAACUUAUGUCAUCAAUGUUCAGAUAUAUUUAUUAGUAGAAAUGAUCUUCUCUAUUGUUCAUAUAGUAAAGAUCAUCAAGUUUUAGCUAGUUCAUUGAUUAAUUAUUGGAAUCCAAUAUUAAGUGUUGCUGGGACAGGUAGUGCUGGAUCAACAUCAACGACACUUAGAAAUCCGCACGGAAUAUUCAUUGAUAAUAUUACUUUGGAUUUAUAUGUUGCAGAUUGUGGAAAUAAUCGAAUUCAGUUAUUUAAAUCAGAAAGAUCAACGGCUACAACUAUAGCUGGAAAGGGAUCAAUCAAUGUGACAAUUGAUCUCAAUUGUCCAAUUGCAAUUGUGUUAGACAAUAAUAACUAUUUAUUUAUUGUUGAUUAUGGUAAUCAUCGUAUUAUUGGUCAAGGAGCAAAUGGUUUUCGUUGUCUAGUUGGAUGUACGAAUUCAUCAGGCUCAGCAUCAAAUCAAUUAAAUAACCCUUCCAGUUUGGCUUUUGAUAGUUGUGGAAAUCUUUUUGUUGCUGAUCAAAAAAAUAAUCGAAUACAGAAAUUUAAUUUAUUAAUUCAAUCAGGUGUGACAACCACGAGGUCUUUCUGUAAUUCUACAUAUACAAAUAAAACAUGGAAUUCAACCGCUAAUCGCUUAGCUCAAUGGUCAUUUGAUGGAAAUUAUGGUGAUCAAAUGAAUAAUUAUAAUGCCACACCAGUAAAUAAUAUGUCAUUCAUUACAACGGGUUAUGUCAGACAAGCUCUUAGAUUUCUUGUUAAUACAAACCCAAUGCUUAAUGUUCCAUUUAUUCCACUCGUAUCAACAAGCUUUACUAUUGAUAUGUGGAUUUAUAUUACUGGAUUGUCGAACACUGUGGAGCAUGGUCUAUUUGGUCUUUGUGCAGCAGCUGCAUCUUAUCAAUGUUUGCAUUUGUCAAUUCGUAAAAAUGGCGCUAAUUAUUAUCUAUAUUUUGCCUUUUAUAACAGUGAUUGUAUAGGUGUGACACCAUUAAUGCUAAAUACGUGGAUGCAUGCUGCAUGUGUAUUUGAUUUGUCAACAUUAAAACAAACGACCUACGUCAAUGGGAUGUUAGACAAAACAUGUACUGCAUCAUCUUAUCCUACAGCUAGCACAACAACUGGUGUUACAAUUGGAUUUGUACCAUUGAUGGCAGCCGUUUAUGGUAGCAGCGUUAUGACUUAUUUUCAGGGCUAUAUGGAUCAAGUCACCGUUUCGAAUCGAACUAAGUCAUCAUGUGAAAUACUUGAAAUGGCAACAUUAGUUGCUCAUUUUACAUUUGAUGAUGGAGUGUUUCUUCAAGAUACUGGUCCUAAUUCACUUGAUACAGCAACAACACAAUCAACAUCAUCUGUUUCAUGUGGUCGAUAUGCUCAAGCCAUUCAUUUUACUGGUUCAAGUUCAUCUUAUUUUCAGGCAUAUGGUUUUACCUCACUUGGAACAGCAAAUAGACCAUUUUCAAUUUCUCUCUGGAUUCGACCAACAACUCUUCAAGGUGUUCUUGUUUAUGUUUCAGCUUUAGGAGGGGGAGGUAAUUGUACUUGGUGUAUGCCAUUUCUUGCUUUUACUUCUAAUGGCUCCAUUGUUGCCCAAAUGUGGAAGGGUAGUGCUGUAUCCAUUAUUGGUCCAAAAUCUGCUGCAUCAACAUUAGUUUGGUCACAUAUUGUUCAAACAUGGAGUUUAAAUAAUGGUCUUCGUCUUUAUAUCAAUAAUGUUCUUGUUGCAUCAGAUAAUAUUUCGGCAACAUCAUAUUCAGCAAGUGGAACUGUCAAUUUUCUAACGUUAGCUAAUAUUUUCCCUGGAGGUGUAUUGGCGAUAGGUCAAGCGACAUUAAUGCCAUACAAUGGUGAUAUGGAUGAUUUUCGUGUUUACAGUCGAGAAUUAUCAACAAACGACGUUGAUCAACUCUAUAACAAUUGA
Molecule: messenger RNA, 2226 nt
Organism: Adineta ricciae
Lineage: Eukaryota; Metazoa; Rotifera; Eurotatoria; Adinetida; Adinetidae
Source: the annotation of a GenBank genome assembly